Molecule: messenger RNA, 1086 nt
Organism: Perca fluviatilis (European perch)
Lineage: Eukaryota; Metazoa; Chordata; Actinopteri; Perciformes; Percidae
Product: sesquipedalian-1-like
Exons: 4
Coding region: 115-936 (273 amino acids)
Biological process (GO): receptor recycling; retrograde transport, endosome to Golgi; endosome organization
Cellular component (GO): recycling endosome; early endosome; trans-Golgi network
Source: RefSeq, a predicted model, not a curated record
GCUGCCCUCUCCUUGGCUACCAGGAAGUGAUUGACACACACCCACAGGAUCGAGGAAACUGAAACACAGACACGCUUCUAAAAGGUCCAGGUCAAAGCAACCUGUGAUGUUGAAAUGAAGAUUGACGAAAAGAUUUUCACCCAUUUUGAAUCUUGCACCUCACAAGUGGACAAAGAAGGCUACCUCUACAAGAAGGGCGAGAUAAAGACUUCCUAUCAGAAGCGCUGGUGCGUGCUGAAGGGGAACCUCCUCUUCUACAAGGACCGGCCGGCUGACCGGGACGUGACGGGAGUGAUUGUUCUGGAGGGCUGCACCGUCCAGCUGUGCGAGUCCGAGGAGCAGUUCGCCUUCUCGCUGGUGUGGAGCGAUCCGGGACUGCGAACGUACAAGUUUGCUGCAGAGGACCAGGCCGAUCAGGAGAGCUGGAUCAAAGCCCUGCUGUCAGCCAGCCACAGCUACCUGGCCCUGCUGGUGAUGGACAUGGAGAAGAAGUACAGAGAUGCAUUAGGCAAAUUCUCCGGUGAACCAGCCAACCCUUUCGUCAUACCAAAUUCCAACACUGCAGGAGCGGGAUAUAAUCCUGCACCCUAUCAGAGGACACAAUCGUCACCGCUACCUUUGUAUCCAGCAGCAGGUGUGGGAGCAGGACCGAGUCUGAGCUCCAAUCAGAUGCUUCAAGCUCUGACCGUUUCAUCCAAAUCGGCCAGUAAAAGAUCACCCAAACUCUGGUCCAAGAGGAACGCAAACGUGGUGCCUGUUAACACUCCUGCUCUGCCUUUGGGGGAGUGGUCAGGGGUCUGUUUAGGCUCCAAGGAUGAAUUCACAAAAUUGCAUGAAGAUUUUGGAAAAGAGGUGAAAGAACUGAUUGCUGAUUGGCUAAAGAGGGGACAAGGUGCUGAAGUUAUUCAGGGCGAAAACUUAAUAGAUUUUGGAUAAUAAAUGUGAAGUAUACACUGAUUAAAUUUCAAAGCUAUUAUGUAAAUAGGAACAACUGUUGUUGAAAUAUAUUUGUACAUAUUUGAUGUUUAAGAGCAUACUGUUUCUUUUUUACUUAUUAGAAAUCAAUAAAUGAUCUCAUGCUCUAUU